This is a messenger RNA of Arabidopsis thaliana (thale cress), 480 nucleotides long. RefSeq names its product Cytochrome P450 superfamily protein. The transcript has a single exon. The coding region runs from base 1 to 480 and encodes 159 amino acids. The record is from RefSeq and is marked reviewed. Lineage: Eukaryota; Viridiplantae; Streptophyta; Magnoliopsida; Brassicales; Brassicaceae. Gene Ontology annotation, molecular function: oxidoreductase activity, acting on paired donors, with incorporation or reduction of molecular oxygen; iron ion binding; heme binding.
AUGACGUGGGGUAUUUGUAUGAUUGUAACGAUAGGUAGUCAAAUUCUUGUGAGCCGUUUGGGGCUUGGUCGGAAUCCUAAAAUAUGGGAUGAGCCUAACAUGUUCAAGACAGAGAGACACCUCGAUGGCCAUGUCAAGAACUCACUGGGUUUGACUCUGUUGGAGCCGGACAUGCGGUUCGUUACAUUCGGCACCGGUCACCGUAGCUGCCCAACCACUAAGAUUGGGACAUCUAUGACCAUCAUGUCGUUAGCCAGGCUUCUCCAAGGGUUCGAAUGGACUCUCCCUAAUGGAAAAAUUCAACUCGAACUCAUCUCAGCGGAAAGUAACUUGUUUAUCGCCAAGCCUCUACUCGGAUCCGCGAACCAAUUUUGGCUCCAAGUUUAUAUCCGAAAAUUCAGAUCAAGAAUUUUUAGAAAAUGUUUGGGUGACAAAUCAUCAAGUGAUAUAAUCUUGUUAAGUACUAUUUAUGUUUUUUAA